Messenger RNA from Danio rerio (zebrafish), 916 nucleotides. Lineage: Eukaryota; Metazoa; Chordata; Actinopteri; Cypriniformes; Danionidae. The record is from RefSeq and is a predicted model, not a curated record.
AGAGUUAGCUGACAUGCUGAAAAGUCACAGAGGAAUGUCUGAAAUGACCAUGAAAACAAACUUUGAUAACACACCUACUCAAGCCUAAUAUAGUGUAUAUAAGCCGAUCACACUGACUCACGCAGGUCUGUGCACAGCUGAAGCUCACGGGACCGAGACGCUUCCUCUAGAAAACAUACCUUUCAAGCAAUGGUUGCAAUCUUAGCCUGAACUUUCGGAAACUACCAGAAGUGGGACAUUUGAGUUUUUACAAAAGCACCAGUAUGGCCGACUACAACACUGAAUCAGCAGCUCCUCCUAGCAAACUCAACCAAGUCCAGGAUCAAGUCAAUGAUGUUAAAGUGAUUCUCAAAGACAACAUCAACAAAGUGUUGGAGAGAGGAGAGAGAUUAGAUGACCUGAUCGGCAAAACAGAUGAUCUACAAGCAACGGCGGACUCAUUUCAAAGAACGUCCACGCAUGUUGCCAGAAAGAUGUGGUGGAGAAACACCAAGAUGAUGAUUAUAAUUGGAGUGGUUGUCGUUGCCAUCAUUGUGUUAAUCAUUGUGUUAGCCACGCAAGUAAAGUAAAAACCAUCCAUUUCAAUUCAUUUGUAUUCAUAAAGCACAAGUACACACACACACACUAAAAAUGAACAGCUUUUUUUUUAAGACUAAGAAUGUAACGUUUGGUCCGGGUAGAUUUAUGUGUAGAUAAAUUGCAUAUUAGUUUGUUGUAUUGAUAUUCCCUGUCAGAUUCUAUUCAAAUAUUGUGUGAAUAUGUUAGGCCUUGUACACAAUAGUUUCCAAAAAUCAUAUCUUUCUAAAGAUAUUGCGUAAUUGAGCUUGAAAUGUGCAACUUGUAUGUAUGAAAUGCGACAAAUGUUAUACGUUAAACGUGAUUAUGCUCAAAUUAUAAUAAAAAUAUGCAGAACGAC